Bursaphelenchus okinawaensis is the source of this 1497-nucleotide messenger RNA. The record is from the annotation of a GenBank genome assembly. Lineage: Eukaryota; Metazoa; Nematoda; Chromadorea; Rhabditida; Aphelenchoididae.
AUGCCGCCGUUGGACGACGUCUCAGUCCAGACCUUCAAUGAGAUCAUCCGAGCUGGAGUCUCGUCCAAAUUGGUUUAUGGUGGGUUUUUGCAAUGUCAUAUAGUUUUUAAUGGUACAAGCACAGAUUUAGUUGGUUUAGUUUUUUAAAGACAAUCUAGUGUAUUUCAAAUUGUCUUUUAAGAAAGUCGACAUAGUAAAGAAUAAAAAUUUAUAUUUUACAUAUUUUUGUAAUUCCAGAAGGCUCUGUGUGUGAUGCCUACCCCUGUUGGAACGACGGUGUUUGCGUAGAAUCUAAUCUGACCCAGUCUGGCUACUUUUGCUUGUGUAAUCGCUAUUUCUCUGGCGAUCAUUGUGAUGUUCAGGUCAGGCUGUAUUUAAAUAUAUUUUUAAUUAAAAAAAUGACAUUUUAAAGUUUUUGAAAUGUUGAAUGUUGGACAUUGUUUUAGGUAGUAAACAACUGUAGUAAUAUCGUAUGUCAACCGGGUCAUGUAUGCAUAUCAUCUACUGCUACGUGUGUGCCAACAUUUGAUACUAGUAAGUUUUACUGCUAAAAUUAUUUUGUGGUGCCGCGGCAUGCCGCCACGAAAACUGGAAAUAAGGAUUCUAAAAAUUAGAAUUUUGAUAAGGUUUUUGUCAAAAACUAAAUUAUUUUUGAUAAGUAUUAUAACGUUGUCUUGAAGGAACGUUCCCCAAAUGCACAUUCGAGCCAUGUCGUAACGGCGGCUCUUGUGUUAUGUUCGAUUACGAACGACCCUUUUGUGUAUGUCCGCCCAACUUCCACGGAUUACUUUGUGAAUGUAAGUACAUGAUGUAUUGUUUUAUUUUGCUGUUACAUUUUGUCCAUAAAUUCAUAUAUACAGCAUAUACAUGGAGGACGUGUACAUCUAUAAUAUCUACACAUAGACAUUUCUGAAUAUCAUCUAUACUUCGAAAAAACAUAACUGUAAAGUUAAAAAAUAAAGAUUCAGAUUCUCAACGUGGCCCUGCCAACAUCUCCAUGGACUGGAAUAUAAUGCAGAUGCUGAUAUUGUUCGGCGUGGUAUUCUUCGUAUGUUCAGCUCUACUGACUUUAUGUUACAAUGGUAACUACAGUUGUUACCUCAAUUGGAAACGACGCUACAAGUACGACAAAUGGAGCAUUGAGCCAGAGUUCCAGUGGUACGAGUCUGACGAAGAAGAAGACGAGAAUCUUAUCAACCGGUCGAAAGUUUAUCGACCAGGGAAUCAGCUGAGUGCCACUGAUACCUCCAAGAACUGCUUUGAACUAAAGUAUGUGAUGAAGAAGUUUUAGAUGAUUUUAAACACUGUAAAAUGUUACUGUCACAUCAAGUGUUAUAUUUUAUAGUAUUAAGCCUAUACAACAUACAAACAAUAUACUUUAGAGACAAGCCAUUGCGAAUAUCUUCAACAUCAGAAUCCUUCGUAACGUACAGUGGCAACAAUGCGACGCCAUCAGAAUCUCAUCCGUCUGCACAUCCUGUAGAAUACCAAAAAUAA